Molecule: messenger RNA, 1460 nt
Organism: Xiphophorus maculatus (southern platyfish)
Lineage: Eukaryota; Metazoa; Chordata; Actinopteri; Cyprinodontiformes; Poeciliidae
Gene: c2h11orf96
Product: chromosome 2 C11orf96 homolog
Exons: 1
Coding region: 311-685 (124 amino acids)
Source: RefSeq, a predicted model, not a curated record
GCUGUUGGUGGCAUUCGCUCCAGCAAGCUGAAACUGGCACAUACAAACGACAGACAGAGCUGAAACCUACUGACGGGGUUAGAGUCGACAGCGGCAGCAAUCGCUUUUUCUUCAAGACUGAUUUUCUCCAUUCUGCCAAGAAUUGGAGGUCUGUACCCUGGUCCUCUCUGGCUUUUUUGUUUUGCUUCUGAGUGGAGAGAUUUUUCUCCUCUUCUUCUACCACAAGACUCCCAAACGGGCAAGAGAGGACUAGCUUGUGUCCGCAGAGACUGUCUUAACAUUUUCAUUUCACUUGGGCUCCCGUUCCACCAUGGCUGCUGUGCGUCAGAUGCCGCCGGAGACCUCGGGCUUCCAUGUGCUCUCAGCCCACCUGAUGGCCACCGCCACAGAGGAGUUCCCCCAGCAGCUGCCCGUCCCCAAGAGCCCGGCGAAGGGCAAGAGUCGCUCCCGCCGGCCCCGGGAGGCACGCUUCAAAACCCAGCCCGUCACCUUCGCCGAGAUCGCUGAGGUAGAAGAGGAAGGCUCUUGCCCCUUGGAAGAAGAGAGGGCGCGUCGCUCCUUCCUGCAGUCGUUGGAGAACCUCCGGCGGAGCACGCAAGCCCUCUACUGCCCGGCGGCGACCAAUCUCACCCCCACGCCCACGCAGGCCAGCCUGGACUCCAGCGACUCCGACUCCACCCAGUGAGGACUUCAGAUGGAGGUCAACUGAACAGAACCAAACUUGCAGUCCUGCCUUUAUGUGUAAAGCUACUGCUGCCACGCAAACUCUGCAUUUAGUUCACUAACUCACGCUGCUCGAAGAUGCACAUCGGACCUUUCCGUAAAAACCUCCACUGCUGGCUGGUUUUACAGCUGUACAGAAAUAAUGUGUAGAGGUAGCAAACAAUGCAACAUUCAGCACAACAUCUUGUUUCCUACCGUAGUUGUUUAGGAGUAAUAUGGAAGAGGAAGGGUAUUUUCCCAUUUUGGAGCUAUAGAGCAUGUCUGUUUCUAUCUAGGAUUUUCUACUUGAUGAGCGAAUGUGGCGAGGAUGACUUAAAAUGUUAAUGUUGUGAUUGACUUGUCUGUAAAUACAUUGACAAAGCAAAACAUCCUGCAGCAAAAGUUAGAUGUCUGGGCCUGGAACUGUAGAGGACCAUCACAGAUUCUUGUCUGGAGACUCGCAAAGGGGCUUUUUUCCUCCCCAGCUUCUCAGUUAAUGAAAUCAGUGCUGCUGCUUUGAUUUCUGAGCAGAAAUUCCCUUUCUAUUUUUCAAAAUGAAUUUAUUUAUUAUUAUUAUUAUUAUUAUUAUUUGCAUAACCAAGUACAUUUCUAGAUGUAAAGUUGUCGAUGACUUCUGGUCACUUUGACUUUCAUACAAACGAUAACCUUUAUAUUUUGUGAUUCCAUUACUUUGUAUGUACAUAUAUAUAUAUAUAUAUAUAUUUGCUUAUGUACUUCAAUAAAUAUUUUCAAGGACA